CUCCUCCCUCCCCUCUUCGGCCGCUGCUGCUGUGAUCCCGUUCUCUCCUCCACCAUGACCAAGUUCCGCAAGCUGGGCCGGCCCGCGGCCCACCGAGUCUCCAUGCUCAAGACGAUGGUGUCUCAACUCGUGAAGCACGAGCGGAUCGAGACCACCGUUGCAAAGGCGAAGGAAGUGCGUCGAGUUGCUGAUAACAUGGUGCAGCUUGGAAAAGAGGGUACUCUAGCUGCUGCGAGGCGUGCUGCUGCUUUUGUUCGUGGGGAUGAUGUUCUUCACAAGUUGUUCACAGAGUUAGCUUAUCGCUAUAAGGAUAGAGCAGGUGGGUAUACAAGAUUAUUACGAACUCGCAUACGAAUGGGAGAUGCUGCUCCUAUGGCGUACAUCGAGUUUGUUGACAGAGAGAAUGAACUCAGAGAAGCCAAACCCGCAACCCCACCACCUCCUCAACGAACCCCUCUUGAUCCAUGGACUAAAUCUCGUGCUAGCCGACAGUGGGCUUCACCAAAAGAGAACCACACCUCUGGAUCAGAUAGUUAAAAUUUUCAAAUACGUUUGUGCUUCUGGGGUUUUGUGAUUUUUUUAUGAAGAAUAAUUUGCUGUUAGUAGUCAAUUUUGUAACUUAAAUCAGCAAAUUCAGGAUCUAUUUUUUAAUGGUUUCCUGAGAGGAAUGCCCUUUUCUGUAGAAGAUGAACUUUUUUCUAGCUCUUGAUGCUGGUAAAAGAAUGGAUGCCAAAUGUCGUUAUACAA
Asparagus officinalis (garden asparagus) is the source of this 747-nucleotide messenger RNA. Its product is annotated as 50S ribosomal protein L17-like. Gene Ontology annotation, cellular component: ribosome; large ribosomal subunit. Gene Ontology annotation, molecular function: structural constituent of ribosome. Gene Ontology annotation, biological process: translation. The transcript is spliced from 6 exons. The record is from RefSeq and is a predicted model, not a curated record. NCBI's taxonomy places the organism in Eukaryota, Viridiplantae, Streptophyta, Magnoliopsida, Asparagales, Asparagaceae. Bases 55 to 537 code for a protein of 160 amino acids.